This is a messenger RNA of Pleurotus ostreatus (oyster mushroom), 561 nucleotides long. RefSeq lists its product as uncharacterized. NCBI's taxonomy places the organism in Eukaryota, Fungi, Basidiomycota, Agaricomycetes, Agaricales, Pleurotaceae. The transcript is spliced from 3 exons. Bases 1 to 561 code for a protein of 186 amino acids. The record is from RefSeq and is a predicted model, not a curated record. Gene Ontology annotation, molecular function: peptidyl-tRNA hydrolase activity.
AUGGUUGUUGCUAUGCCGAAGCUCAUGGUCGCGGGUCUAGGAAAUAUAACGCACCCUCUUACUCGCCACAGCCUUGGUCAUAUAAUUGUUGAUACCCUGGCGUCAAGGCUCGGGAUACCGCUGAAAUCUGCAUCGGGAGGGUACAUCGGCACACAAGACGUCAUGUUGGGUGAUUCCCCCGUAUCACUGACACUGUACAAAUCAAAGUCCUUCAUGAACAUCUCCGGACCGUCAAUAGCCACUACUUUCCGUAAAAUCAUACCCAACUCUCCUUCCUCCUUGAUUGUCAUCCACGACUCCCUCUCCCACCGCCCAUGUGUUCUAGCCCCUCGGUUAGGCGGCUCCGCGAAUGGGCACAACGGCGUCAAAAGCAUCAUCGCGGCACUAGGUGGGGAGCAAGGUUUUCAUCGCUUCAGAGUGGGAAUCGGGCGGGGAGACGGCGACGUCGCUGACUAUGUCCUUGGUCGAUUGAGUAAACACGAGAAGGAGUACUGGGGUACGGAUUCCGGAGAUGGGAUGGAAAGUGUCAUCAAAGAAAUCACAAAAAUAUCAAGGCGGUGA